Molecule: messenger RNA, 967 nt
Organism: Manduca sexta (tobacco hornworm)
Lineage: Eukaryota; Metazoa; Arthropoda; Insecta; Lepidoptera; Sphingidae
Product: aprataxin and PNK-like factor
Exons: 6
Biological process (GO): double-strand break repair
Cellular component (GO): nucleus; site of double-strand break
Molecular function (GO): 3'-5' exonuclease activity; DNA-(apurinic or apyrimidinic site) endonuclease activity
Source: RefSeq, a predicted model, not a curated record
GAAAAUGAAUAUGACAACAAGGUCUCUAGGAACCAUGCAGAACUAUUGGUUACAGAUGAUGAGGUCACAUUGACUGCGUAUGUUCAUCCUUUGAUUUUUUACGCCGCUGACCCAGAAAAGGAUGCUGAAAGUGCCAAAGAUAAUAAGAAGGAAGGGGAAUCAGUGGAGAAAGAGGCUGACAACGAGGAUUUGUCAAAGGAGGUUAAUUUUGAACCAAAUGAAACAGCGCAGGAAGGGGGACAGUCAUCGCCUUCCACACUUGGAAAAAGCCAAGACCAGGAUGAGAAAGCACAGUCUCCGUUAAAGCGGCCCAUAAGCCCAAACAAUGGAGAUGGUGAAGAAAUCAAAAAGGUCAAAACUGACGAUGAUAAUGCUGACGAGGCUGGACCCAGUAAUGGAGCGUCGACAAGUGACGACAAGAACGAUAAUGGACCAGUGCGCGAGAGGUGCAUGUAUGGAGCUAGCUGUUAUAGGAAGAACCUGCAGCACAGGGCGCAGUACUCGCACCCGGCGGACGCGGACUGGCCGGCGGCCGAGCGGCGCGCGUGCGCGUUCGGCGCGGCGUGCCGGCGCCGCGACCCGCGCCACCGCGCACUGCCCGCGCCCGCGCCGCCUCGGGACGCCGCUGCAGCGCGACGGACGAGAUCAGGUGAGAAAAAGAAAAAGAAAGUCGACGAUUCGUCAUCGUUGAUAGUGACGACCAAAAGACAGCGUAAGACAGUGAAAAUGGAUGCGUGGAGUGAUGACUCGGAGGUCGAGCAGGAUCCUUACGCGACUGAUGAGUCGGACGAGUGGCAGCCAUCCAGCGACUUCACGGAUACGCAGGCGUACACGUCUGAUUGAAAUUAAUGUGGAGCGGCUCGUGAUAUUUGUAAAUUUACUAUAGUCUCACUAUUACUGGUCUUCCUUGUGGUAUACUCAUGGCGAGGGUAGGGUAAACUAUAAAUUUAUUUACAACAUUCGUAGC